Molecule: messenger RNA, 2502 nt
Organism: Dovyalis caffra
Lineage: Eukaryota; Viridiplantae; Streptophyta; Magnoliopsida; Malpighiales; Salicaceae
Source: the annotation of a GenBank genome assembly
AUGGCAGUAGAAGACAAUGAUUCGAAGAGAGCAACAUCGAUUCUCCACGGAGAACUUGAUUUAAAAAUAAUCGAAGCUCGACGGUUACCAAACAUGGAUUUAGUAUCAGAACGUCUCCGUCGAUGUUUUACUGCAUUCGACACAUGUCGGAAUCCGUUCUCUAAAGGAAGCCAGAAACUCAAAAGCCACAGCCGCAAGAUCAUCACAAGCGACCCGUACGUUACAGUUUGCGUAUCGGGAGCAAGAGUCGCUCGCACGCGCGUGAUUUCGAACAAUCAAAGUCCGGUUUGGAACGAACAUUUCAAGAUUCCUUUGGCUCAUCCGGCUGAAAAGAUUGAAUUUUACGUGAAAGAUAAUGACAUGUUCGGUGCUGAGUUGAUAGGGAUAGCAAGUGUUGAAGUAGAGAAGAUUUUGUCAGGGGUAGCGAUCAGUGGUUGGUUUCCCAUAAUCGGAUUGUACGGAAAACAGCCAAAAACGGACUGUGCCCUUCACAUCGAGAUGACGUUUACGAAAUGUGAGCAGAUUGGUAGCAAACUCGGGGUUGAAAAUUGUUAUUUUCCGGUGAGGCAUGGAGGGAACGUUACCCUUUACCAGGAUGCGCAUGUGUCGGAUUCGGGCUUGCCAGAGAUUGAAUUGGAGAAUGGGAAUGUGUUUAAACAUGAGAAAUGCUGGGAGGAUAUUUGUCAUGCUAUAGUAGAAGCACAUCAUUUGGUUUAUAUAGUUGGUUGGUCGAUUUAUCAUAAGGUGAGAUUGGUGAGGGAGCCUUCAAAGCCAUUGCCGAGAGGUGGGGAUUUGAAUUUGGGAGAACUGCUUAAGUAUAAAUCACAAGAAGGUGUGAGAGUUUUGUUGCUGGUUUGGGAUGACGUGACUUCUCAUAAUAAGUUUUUUAUUCGUACGAAUGGAUUGAUGCAGACUCAUGAUGAAGAAACCCGGAAGUUUUUCAAGCAUUCUUCCGUGAAUUGUGUGUUGUCGCCGCGCUAUGCAAGCAGUAAGCUUAGCAUUUUCAAGCAGCAGGUUGUUGGGACCCUCUAUACGCAUCAUCAGAAAUGUGUAAUUGUGGAUACACAGGCAUCUGGAAACAACCGGAAGAUAACUUCUUUUAUAGGGGGUCUAGAUCUUUGUGAUGGCCGCUACGAUACACCUGAACAUCGGUUGUUUCGGGACCUUGACACUGUAUUUCGGGAUGAUUAUCAUAAUCCAACAUUUCCUGCAGGAACAAAGGCCCCAAGGGAACCAUGGCAUGAUUUGCAUUGCAAAAUCGAAGGGCCUGCUGCAUAUGAUGUGCUUACUAACUUUGAGCAGCGAUGGAGGAAAGCCUCAAAAUGGUCAGAGUUCGGACGAAGUUUUAAAAGGGCAACUCAUUGGCGUGACGAUUCAUUAAUAAAGUUAGAACGUAUCUCAUGGAUACUUGGUCCUUCCCCAUCAGUCCAUAAUGAUGAUCCUCAAUUAUGGGCAUCUGAGGAAGAUGAUCCUGAAAACUGGCAUGUUCAGGUUUUCCGAUCUAUAGAUUCAGGAUCUUUGAAAGGAUUUCCCAAAGAUGUUUAUCAAGCUGAAAAACAGAAUCUUAUUUGUGCUAAAAAUCUGGUCAUUGACAAGAGCAUUCAGACAGCAUAUGUUCAGGCAAUCAGAUCAGCUGAACACUUCAUAUAUAUUGAGAAUCAAUAUUUCCUUGGGUCAUCAUUUGCAUGGUCAGAAUAUAAAGAUGCAGGUGCUGAAAAUUUGAUUCCUAUGGAGUUGGCAUUGAAGAUAGCAAGUAAAAUAAGAUCAAAGAAGAGGUUUGCUGUUUAUGUUGUGAUACCAAUGUGGCCUGAGGGCGUUCCCACUUCUGCCUCUGUACAAGGAAUUCUCUUUUGGCAGUCACAAACAAUGCAAAUGAUGUAUGAAGUUAUAGCAAAAGAGUUGAAAUCCAUGAAUCUUGAGAAUUCACAUCCACAAGACUACCUAAAUUUCUUCUGUCUUGGUAAUAGGGAAGAAGUGUCAGGUUCAAACAAUUCUGAUGAUCAAACGGUUUCAAUGUCUCAAAAGUUUCAACGGUUUAUGAUUUACGUACAUGCAAAGGGAAUGGUAGUAGAUGAUGAGUAUGUAAUACUGGGGUCUGCCAAUAUUAACCAACGAUCUAUGGCUGGUUCAAGAGAUACUGAGAUAGCAAUGGGUGCAUAUCAGCCUCAUCAUACAUGGAGCAAUAAGAACAGACAUCCACUAGGCCAGGUAUACGGAUACCGAAUGUCUCUCUGGGCAGAACAUUUGGGGUUGGUUGAUAACUUGUUUAAAGAGCCUGAGAGUUUGGAUUGUGUCAAGAGUGUGAACAAAAUAGCUGAAGAUAAUUGGAAGAAGUUCACAGCCGAGGAUUUUACACUAUUGCAAGGACACCUUCUUAAAUACCCUGUGGAGGUAGAUAGCAAUGGCAAAGUAAGCCCCUUGCCAGGACAUGAGACUUUCCCAGAUGUUGGUGGUAAGGUGCUCGGAGCCCGUACAAACCUUCCCGAUGCAUUAACCACAUAG